Messenger RNA from Rosa chinensis, 1380 nucleotides. Its product is annotated as probable 2-oxoglutarate-dependent dioxygenase ANS. The record is from RefSeq and is a predicted model, not a curated record. The coding region runs from base 215 to 1348 and encodes 377 amino acids. NCBI's taxonomy places the organism in Eukaryota, Viridiplantae, Streptophyta, Magnoliopsida, Rosales, Rosaceae. The transcript is spliced from 2 exons.
AGAAAGUAGCAUCAAAAAUUCAAAAUGAGUGAGCUUGAUGUUACAAUACUCGGUAAUUUCAUGAUAUUAUUCCUUCUUAUUUCCUAUACUUAGAAACAAGUAACUUGUUUUCAGAGUCCAAUUGUCCCUCCACAACUAUCAUACUACAAAAUCGGUACCAUCGUCAUCACCUGCAUUGCUCUGGUCUCUCUCUGCGUAUUCCAAUUCGACAAAAAUGGAAGUAGCCUCGGAACCCACCAGAGUUCAAAGCCUAGCCCAAGCUGGUCUCAGCCAAGUUCCACCGCAGUACAUUCAACCUCCCCAGAACCGACCCAACCACCCUUCAUCUUCCUCCAACGUUCCCUCAAUCAGCCUAUUCGGACUCGACCCGACCCGCCGCGACUCGGUCCGGGCCUCCAUCGCCGAAGCCUGCAGGGACUGGGGCGCCUUCCACGUCACCGACCACGGCGUCCCCGCCACUCUAGUCCGCGACAUCAAGCGCGUGGGUCUUACUUUCUUCAACGACUGCCCAGUCCCGGAGAAGCUCCGCUACGCCUGCGAUCCCAGCUCCGCCGCGUCGGAGGGCUACGGCAGCCGGAUGCUGGAGAAGGACGACACCGUAUUGGACUGGAGAGACUACUUCGACCACCACACUCUCCCCCUCACGCGCCGGAACCCCACGCGCUGGCCGGAUUUCCCGCCGGAUUACCGCCGGGUGGUUACGGAAUACAGCGAUCGAAUCGCUUUGCUGGCGAGGGAGCUGCUGGGGCUGAUUUCCGAGAGCCUAGGGCUUAAAACGCAGCGUUUAGAGGAGGCGGUUGGGGGUUUUUACCAGAACAUUACGAUUAGCUAUUACCCGCCGUGUCCUCAGCCGGAGCUGACAUUGGGCCUGCAGGCCCAUUCGGAUUUUGGGGCCAUUACGCUGCUGGUCCAAGACGAGGUUGGUGGGCUUGAGGUGCUGAAAGACAAUGACUGGGUGCCUGUGAAGCCUUUGGGUGGUGAUGCUGUUGUUGUUCUCCUAGCCGAUCAAACUGAGAUCAUGACUAACGGACAGUACAAGAGUUCUCAACAUAGAGCUAUAACCAACUCCAAUCGUCCACGGCUGUCAGUGGCUACUUUUCAUGAUCCUGCCAAGACAGUGAAAGUAUCCCCUGCUUCAGAGCUUAUCAGUCAAUCCACUCCUCCCCUCUACCGGGAAGUUGUUUACGGAGAUUAUGUGUCAUCAUGGUACACAAAGGGUCCAGAAGGAAAACGGAAUAUUGAUGCCCUCCUUUCACCCCCAUUCUCUUUCCCCAACUUUGCCCUCACAUUGCAUUCUUGUGAUUCGAGAGAAUUAGACACGUUUCUCUUACAUACCUUCACCAGUUAAUAUAGUGCAUAUAGACAGUGAGAUUUAUUUCA